GUAGUUGACACCUUCAUAUUUUAAAUUAUACUUUUAUAAGUAUUUACACUUAUCAUUAGACUUUUACAUAAGGGAUAUACAAAAUUAAUAUGUGAAUUACUUUUGAUAGAUAUAUUUAACAACAUGUGUGAUAAUCGGUGUCAGUUAUUCCACAGAGAGAAUUACAAGAAAGAAGAAUUUUUACGUAUGAAAUGGUUUUUAAAGAAUCAACAGAAACUAAUAGACAAUUUAGGUAUUGCAAAGAGCACAAUACAAAGUAAGAUAAAAAGCAAAGAAAAAGAAUUGCCAAAAAAAGAUGAGAUCGAGCCAAAAAUAAGUAAGAAAUACAUGCCAACAUGGAGACCACCUAAGCUUGAUGGUUCUGUGAAUAUUGACAUGAUGAAACCAAUAGAACCAGAAAUACGUGCCAUUCUUUAUGAAAAAGGAGUUGAGAGUUUUAUUUGCAGCAAUAAUUAUUUUCGUAAAAGAUUACAGAAAUUACCAGAAGAUCGUUUUUAUUUUCCCGAUUGUACAAAUUGGCUUUAUGGAUGGCGUCUCAAUGAUUAUAGUUUACCUCCCAUUAGUAAAUUUGGUGCCAAAGCUGUUAUACAGGCUCAAUUUUAUCAACGGACUGCAUCUUGUCUACAACGAGACCCAGACUGGUAUCGUAAUUGUCAAACGAAUAAUCCAAAAAAUUUCAAUGAUUUAUUGACUUACUGACUAGUACUAAUUAGGAGUACUGUUAAUUUUAUUACUAUUUUUAUCUUUUUUAAUAACAAUCAAUUUUGUUUUUCUACAAGUACAUACUGACAAAUUUUAUCAUAUUUAUCUAAUUUUUCAUUUGAAGUCUGAUCCAUUUGUUGUGAAUAAAUAGAUUCUGAAGGUAAUGCAAA
Vespula vulgaris is the source of this 872-nucleotide messenger RNA. RefSeq names its product protein ATP6V1FNB-like. Bases 124 to 699 code for a protein of 191 amino acids. Lineage: Eukaryota; Metazoa; Arthropoda; Insecta; Hymenoptera; Vespidae. The record is from RefSeq and is a predicted model, not a curated record. The transcript has 3 exons.